AUGCUGAGGUUCAGAGGAAGCUCAGAGGAUUCUGUGUUAGGAGUUGACGGGACAAUGAGAACAGCCAGAAAGCUGUCUGUGUUAUGCUGGGUUUUGUAUUUCUUACAGAAAGAAAUUCAAGCAAUGAGUCAAUGCAAUCACCCCAAUGUGGUGACCUAUUACACAUCGUUUGUGGUGAAGGAUGAGCUUUGGCUGGUUAUGAAGCUGCUAAGUGGGGGUUCAAUGCUUGAUAUAAUAAAGUAUAUUGUCAACAGAGGAGAGCACAGAAAUGGUGUCCUUGAAGAACCCAUAAUAGCAACAAUUCUUAAGGAGGUUUUGGAAGGUUUAGACUAUCUGCACAAGAAUGGGCAAAUUCACAGAGAUUUGAAGGCUGGCAACAUUCUUCUGGGUGAAGAUGGCUCUGUACAAAUAGCAGAUUUUGGUGUUAGUGCAUUUUUGGCUACAGGAGGUGAUAUGACUCGUAACAAAGUAAGGAAAACAUUUGUUGGUACUCCAUGUUGGAUGGCCCCUGAAGUAAUGGAGCAGGUGCGAGGUUAUGACUUCAAGGCUGAUAUGUGGAGUUUUGGGAUAACAGCCAUUGAGUUAGCAACAGGAGCAGCACCUUAUCACAAAUAUCCUCCUAUGAAAGUGUUAAUGCUGACGCUGCAAAAUGACCCUCCCACUUUAGAAACUGGUGUUGAAGACAAGGAGAUGAUGAAAAAGUAUGGCAAAUCCUUUAGAAAAUUAAUUUCUUUAUGCCUUCAAAAAGAUCCUUCCAAAAGGUAGGUCUUUAUUGCAAUG
Molecule: messenger RNA, 780 nt
Organism: Meleagris gallopavo (turkey)
Lineage: Eukaryota; Metazoa; Chordata; Aves; Galliformes; Phasianidae
Source: RefSeq, a predicted model, not a curated record